Molecule: messenger RNA, 1841 nt
Organism: Saimiri boliviensis boliviensis (Bolivian squirrel monkey)
Lineage: Eukaryota; Metazoa; Chordata; Mammalia; Primates; Cebidae
Product: sororin-like
Biological process (GO): mitotic sister chromatid cohesion; double-strand break repair; mitotic metaphase chromosome alignment
Cellular component (GO): nucleus
Source: RefSeq, a predicted model, not a curated record
AUUCGAAAGUUUCUUGCAGCGAGUGGCCCUCCCAGUUGGUGUGUGCCUGGGGCGGCGGUGCUGGAGGAGAUCUAUACGGAGCCCAGUUAUGUCUGGGAGGCGAACGCGGUCCGGAGGGGCCGUUCAGCGCUCCGGGCCAAGGGCCCCAUCUCCUACUAAGUCUGUGCGGAAGUCCCAACGGAAAUCAGGCUCUGUUCUCCGAAGCACCCCCCCUGAAAUCUGGCCGAAGACACCCAGUGCGGCUGCAAUCAGAAAGCCCAUCGUCUUGAAGAAGAUGGUGGCCCAUGCUGUAGACGUCCCAGCUGUUCACUCGCCUCGCAGGAGCCCUAGGAUUGCCUUUUUCUUGGAGAAGGAAAACAAGCCCCCUUGCAGGGAGCUGACUAAGGAGGACCUUUCCAAGAUAUACAGCGUCCCUGCCACUCCCAACACUUCUCCCGUGCUCAACCCUGAGGCUGAGUUCAGCUCCAAGGAGAGAAAGCUGGACGCCAGAGACUUGGAAAUGUUUAAGAAAGUCAGGCGUUCCUACAGCCGGCUGGAGACCCUGGGCUCUGCCUCCAACUCUACCCCAGGCCGCUGGUCCUGCUUUGGCUUCGAUGGGCAGCUGGGGGCAGAAGAUUUGUCCGGAGUCUCACCAGUGGUGUGCUCAAAAUUCACCGAGGUCCCCAGGGUCGGUGCAAAGCCCUGGGCCCCAGACACGACUCCGCCUGGAAUCUCUCCACCACCCAAGACACAGAAACCAAAGAAGAAGAUGCCAGAGAUUCUGAAAACGGAGCUGGAUGAGUGGGCUGCAGCCACGAAUGUCGAGUUUGAAGCUGCUGAGCAGUUUGAUCUCCUGGUUGAAUGAGCUGCAGUGGGGGUGUCUCUGGCCAGAUUCUCCCUCCUGUCCCUGUACAUAGCAACCUCCCUGUGGAGUGGACACUCAGGGUCCCCUCCCCUGGUCUUGUUACUUGUGUGUGUGUGUGUGUGUGCUGGUGCUGCGUGUGAGGCCUGUCCGCCUUUGAGGGCUUGGGCAGCAGCAGCAGCCAUCUUGGUUUCAGGAAAUGGGGCCGCCUGGCCCAGCCACUCGCUAGUGUCCUCUUGCCAUCCUGUCCUUCCUAUCUCCCUAAAGUAGCACAGCCAGUUUCCAGGUGGGCCGCAGACUGGGGAGGAGAAUCACUGGCCCAGUCAGAAGUUAAAGGACUGGGGGUUAUGGUGAAGGGCACCUCUGCUCUUGUUGGGAAGGUGACUUCUUAGAAACAGGCCCAGGGACUCUGCCAGCCUUGGCUUCUUCCUCCUGAGUUGCCUUCAGUUGGUGGCUUUCUUCCUGAGCCCAGCUAUGUAAUGAGGUUUUGGAUUCUGUGGGUUUCCUCUUCGAUUUUGUAGAGAAUUCGUGGGCUGAGAGCAGUUCCGUCUUGGAGGAAGAAGCUGGACAUUCAGCCUGUAGAGUCUGGGUUUUGAAGGACAUGGGGGGCCUUAUUUGGGUCUCAGACGGUAAGUGUUUACUACCAGAAGCUGUGUUUUCUAGUUCUGGUCUGCUGUUGAGAUGUUUGGUAAAUGUCAGGUUGAUAGGACGCUGGCUGCCUGGAGCACAGUGUACAUUUCAGCCUAUGGCCACCAGGUGCGGUGAGUUUCCGUGGCUCACAGCCUCUGGGCUGGUCUGCUGCACAGGGCCCAGGCUGGAGUCUUACCACUCUGCUGCAGGGGCGGAAGGUGUCCCCUCUUGUCACCACACCCAUUUCUUACAAAAUAAGUUACACAGAGUCUACUUGGCCCUAGAAGAAAACGUUGAAGAGUCCCAGCCCUACUAGCAUUGUGCGACUACGCUUGUCAAGUCCUCAGAAGCGCCAGACAGCGGCAGGGGU